CCUUAAGUAGGUUAUAUGUUUGUCAACAAUAAUAGAGACGAAGUUAUAUUUUAUGGAGAGUUCUAUCAUGGAAUCAAGAUUAGAAUUUGAAUUCAACGAAAUACAAAGGCAAGAGAAUGUUACUGGAUGUGUUUUAGCAGAUCCAAAGGGCCUCUGUUUAUUAGCCUCACCUAAUAUUAAAAAUGAAGUUGCUGGAUUGGUAACAGCUAUCGCUCAGCAUGCUUCUUUGAUUGAACCUUCUGGGAAUACGCAACCUAUUGUUCUUCUUGAAAAUGAUACCAGGCAGUGUUUAAUUCACUGUGAUGAAGGAAUAACUACAGCUAUCUUUAAGAAAAUCCAAAAUAAUUAGAAAAAGGAUUGAAUUAUGCAGUAAUUUAUUCAUUAAACAAAUUCUUCCUUU
Messenger RNA from Nezara viridula (southern green stink bug), 400 nucleotides. The record is from the annotation of a GenBank genome assembly. Lineage: Eukaryota; Metazoa; Arthropoda; Insecta; Hemiptera; Pentatomidae.